AGCCUGCUGCGCAACUACUCACGUCUGGUUGUUUACAAUCUCUCUGCCUAAACAUGGCCGUUGACAAACUCAGUCAUGGCAGUUAGAACUCAAUAACUCUUGAUUUUUUUUAAUUUACAAGUCUUAAUUUGCCACACAAGCUACUGUGCAAAUAUACUUUUAACCGACGUUUUUACCGCGUUGCUGCUUUGGCUCUCAUCUCAUCUUUCUGUGACUCGUUAGCCGCCGAAGCUAGGUUGCGAGCUAACUUCUCCAUAGGGGACAAUGACAGCGACUUCUGCAGGUAGCAGCAGCUUCCUCCCCGCUAAAGGACUGGACAUAAGUCUGGCCGCCCUGCAGCGACAAGACCCAUACAUCAAUAACAUCGUGGACGUGGCCAGCCAAGUGGCCCUGUAUACUUACAACAACAGGGCAAAUGAGUGGGAAAAGACAGAGGUGGAAGGCACCCUCUUUAUCUACACAAGACUGGCAUCUCCCAGGCAUGGUUUCACCAUUAUGAAUAGACUUAACAUGGAGAACUUGACAGAGCCGAUCACCAAAGACCUGGACUUUCAGCUCCAGCACCCCUUCCUGCUUUACCGCAAUGCGCGAUUGGUUAUCCAUGGGAUUUGGUUCUACGAUAAGGAGGACUGUCAACGCAUUGCCCAGAGGAUGAAAAUCCUGACCCAGCAGGAGCAGGCCCUGGCUCAGUCUCAGGGUGGAUGGUUGUCCCCAGGAGGGGGAGGUGUAGUCGGAGGAGUAGUCGGAGGAGGACGAGGAGUAAUCAGAGGAGGAGGAAGAGGAGGAGGAGGAGGAGGAGUUGUUGGAAGAGGAAGAAGAGGAGAAAGUGAUGCAAAGGCAGUGGACAUCAUCCAGAUGUUGACCAAAGCACGCACAGAGUAUGACAAGGGACAGUCUACAUCAGAGCCAAAGGAGAUUGGUGGCAGCAGUGUUCUUUGUGGAAACCCCAACCUGAUCAAACCAAUACCCGUUAAACCAAACGCACAGGACAGUGAAGGUGGUGAACCUAGGCCUCUCUCUCUUGCCACUCUUUUUGGCUCCCAACAUCAACACUCAUCCAAACCUGACCCAAUCUCUCCUUUGGGGUCGUCGUCAUCGGGAAAAGUCACUCGUCCGCCCGUAGCCCGAACGCUGACAUAUGAGGAUACGGUGAACUCUAGAAGUUUGACCUCCAAGGGAGGGAACGUCGCCAUGGCUGACUGUUCAGAUAGAGGGCUCAGGGCUGUGAUUGGAGGACAAACUAUCAGGGAAGAUGGUGCUGUUGUGGCCUUACUGCCGAGUCCCACUAGCACCUAUCAUCAGCAGCAGCAGCAGCAGCCUCAGCACUGUGCAGCCAUCCAGAAGCUCAUGCAGGGACAGAGAGGGGUUUCUGGAGGAGGGGUGCUUCAGACCUUGUCCGAGUCCCCUGAGAACAGGCUGUGUGACAAUGGGGUGCCACUGGAGCAUCACCACCAUCACCAUCUGUUCCAUCAUCAUCAGCAGCACCACCACCAUCAUCAUCAUCAACAGCAACAGCUUCAACCUGACCCAAUCAAGAGACUUUUCCAAACCCAGCCACCUCCUCCCUCUUUCACCUCUGCUCCUUCACUGUGUUGCCCCAACCCUCCUCCUCUGCAGCAGAUCACCCAUCUCCCCUCCCAACCCAUAAUGGUGGAUUCUGUGUCAUGUGCCCACCUCCAAGCGCAACAAAGCCAGCAGCUGUUUUUCAGCCUAUCUAAAUCUCAACCAGAGGCACAGCAGAACAGCCAGUCAGCUUCAGGUUUGCUGCCAUCUCAGGUGACCAAUGACCAAGUCUUUCAAUUUCCACAAGGUCUGUCUUCCCAGAUGCCUGGUGUGGUGUCGCCUCAUGAGCUCCUGCAAAAGCUCCAACUGGUCCAGCAAGAGCAAAACCUGGCUUCCCAUGAUUCACCUCGACUCUGUCCAGGACUGGCUCCUCGAUUUCUGGGGCCCACUCAAGGUGCAUGCUCAGUCCCAAACCAAACCACAGCCACUGCAGGACAAAAGGCUGCGCUGCAGUUUCAGGUCAUCUCCCCCCAGCGAAUACCAGCCACUGUGGCCCCCAACCUGCUCCUCUCUCCCAGUGUGUUCACUCAGGCAAAGAUUAUUGGCGGGCUGUCAGUUGCCCAGGGGAGUGGCUCUGCCCCCUCAACCCUGUCCAGACCCCUGCUGCAGGAGGAGAUCAGAAUCCUGUCCAGAAGCCAGCUACAAGCCACACUGCUGCAUCUGAUCCAGACUGACAGCUCAUUCCUGGACAACAUCUAUGAAGCCUACGUCAGCCGCGUUGCUAACGACUCCAGCAGCAAGUACUGAUGACUCCUCACACCCUCUGUCUAUACAUACAUCAUUCUUACACUUAAUAUGGAUGUACCACUUCCUCCUCCGAAAUCCCCACUGCAAUCACUCUCACUAUGCACUGUACAGCAAGUCAGCCCAGCUCUAUUCAAUCCAAACCAAGUUUCUCUGGUUGCAACAAAAAGAGCAGUUAUCAAAAAUUAUAAAGGUUUGUUUCCGUAUCAGAAACGCACAACAUCCCCCCC
This is a messenger RNA of Morone saxatilis (striped sea-bass), 2537 nucleotides long. RefSeq names its product decapping mRNA 1B (gene dcp1b). Gene Ontology annotation, cellular component: P-body. Bases 265 to 2310 code for a protein of 681 amino acids. The record is from RefSeq and is a predicted model, not a curated record. Gene Ontology annotation, molecular function: enzyme activator activity; mRNA binding. NCBI's taxonomy places the organism in Eukaryota, Metazoa, Chordata, Actinopteri, Moronidae. The transcript is spliced from 11 exons. Gene Ontology annotation, biological process: positive regulation of catalytic activity; deadenylation-dependent decapping of nuclear-transcribed mRNA; deadenylation-independent decapping of nuclear-transcribed mRNA.